Molecule: messenger RNA, 491 nt
Organism: Sinocyclocheilus rhinocerous
Lineage: Eukaryota; Metazoa; Chordata; Actinopteri; Cypriniformes; Cyprinidae
Product: structural maintenance of chromosomes flexible hinge domain-containing protein 1-like
Exons: 2
Coding region: 219-491 (90 amino acids)
Source: RefSeq, a predicted model, not a curated record
GAAAGACGCAAUUUGGGUCGAUAGUCCUGGCGCGAAACCUUUAAAUUUACACACUUCAUAAAAUCAACACGUUACACUUGAAUAUUAGACUGAAUAUUAGACCGCUGGACAACAGACAACAAAUCUGAACCUGAAGAUAAACAUGUCAGAGACGAAGCGGUGAGUUCGCUAUUGUUUUGUUUUGUUAUCAUGUGUCAGAGGUCGCCGGUUUGGCGGUGAUGUGUGACGAAACGAAGAUGAGCGAGACCGGAGCGGAGAGAAACCGGGACAUGAAGCCGCGGAGGUCGGUGUGUGUGUAUGAUUGCAGACCGGAGAGCAGCGCCGCGACGCCGCGGACCGUCGACAUCUCGGAGGCGGACUACAGCGGCUUCCUGCGGGCUCUGAGACAGGAGUUUUCACUGUCGACAAACGAGACUUUUGUUAUCAGCACGACGGACCGAGGAGAGAUCGACGCAGAACUUUACAGUAAGAGCUCAAAACUUUUAUUUUGA